Molecule: messenger RNA, 822 nt
Organism: Moneuplotes crassus
Lineage: Eukaryota; Ciliophora; Spirotrichea; Euplotida; Euplotidae
Source: the annotation of a GenBank genome assembly
AUGGAAAGUAUGACCAAAGCAACUGAAGAAAAGGAUAUCCAAAAAAUUAGUCUAGAGAAGUCUGUUCUGUCCAAAACCAAGAAACAAGAUAUUGCCAGAGGCCAGAGCAUCUUCUAUAAAUUUUCUCCCGAAUGAAAAAUUGAACCAUUAGAUUCAGACUCUGGAGAAGCUCCAAAAAAUAGUGCACUUAUGAUUGGUUCCAAUGAUCUAGGAUAUAUAGAGUUUGCCCAAAGUUUCAAGAAUAUUAAGUUCUUUGAUACAGACUAUGUUAGUUUUGAUUAUGUCGACUCUAAAGCCAGGCAUUAUAAAAAUUUCUUAGAAUCCUCUUUCCCAGAUAAAACUAAUGGGUUCGGUUUUUUUUCAGAUUAUAAAAUUGAUCUGAAGAGAUCCAAUUACCUAAACUCCCUGCUCAGAGUUAGUUCUAAAGUCCUCCAAAAAACCCUAUUUGCAUUUUACUGCAUCAGCCUCCCUUCCCUGAAGAGGCUGGUGGCAGCUUACAAACACGUUGGAGAGUUCACAUUGUGGUCUUGCUCCUUAUCAAUCCCAAGUGUCCCUGAUUUCUCAAAAGCUCUUUCAAACUGCCAGAUCCAGAAACUAGAUUUAAAUUGAUCGGGAUGAUUUGAUUGUAGUGACUGGGAGAACAACUUCAACGAGUUCAAGAACUUGGUCCAAGGAUUAGCAAGUUCUCCAGAUUUAAGGUUGAGUCUCAAAGAGGUAAAUAUUGUAUACUGCGAAGUAAAUCAGGCUGAAGUUGAGCAAACUUUCAAAGAAAACCAACUUGGAGGAGUUAAAAUAAUUGAUGAGUAUUAAAUUUUGGUUAAA